AUGGCUGAACCAGCGGCCCUGGACUUUGAGCAAGUCUCCAUGUCCACUUUGCAAGUGUCUCUGACACAGUUACAUGCCAUGAUGAACACCAUUGCCUCCUCAGUCUCGGACGUGCAGUCCAGACUCCUGGCCGUCGAGUCCCACCAGGCGCUGACAUCCGAACGUGCCGCCUCACCUUUGCCUGUAGCCUCCACGGCAGGGCUCGUUCCCCCAGGUAGGGUCCUUUGCGCACCCGAGGUAGCUCCAGCCCACUUUAUCCCCAGCAACAUCAAAAAGGAUAUUUUAGAGAGCAAGGACGUCAAUCUGGCAUCCAUCCUGAUAGCUACCCAUGACACGUUCAAAAAUAAAAAACUUCUCAUCUAUGACUUGUCGGCACCUCAUGGCUCCAGCACACCCAGUCUCAACUCCUUAGUGCCAUCCGAGGAGUUUUCCAUGAGUUACGCCACCAUAGACGAGGCCAUCCAACUGAUCAUCCAACCUUGUAAGCUCCAGGCUCUGCUGCGGCUGUUCGGCCAACUCAAUGUUCCGAUGGCAAUUUCGAAAACGGAAGGCCCCGCAACGGUAAUUACCUUGCUGGGCAUAAUCUUGAACACAAGGAAGAUGGAGGCCAGGUUGCCAGCUGAGAAGUUGGCAAAAAUCAAGGAGGCCAUCUCAACAGCAGCAGGCAGCAGGACGUCCACCAAGGUCGAGUUGCAGUCCUUACUAGGCAUGCUCAACUUUGCCACCAAAGUCAUGCCCCAGCGCAGGGCCUUCAUGUCCAGGCUCCUCCAGUUACUUCCCUCAGCCCCCGAGCAAGACAGCCUCAUCAAUUUGGAUGCCCAAGCCAUGGCCGAUCUGGCCAUGUGGGAGGACUUCUUGGCAUCUUGGAACGGAGUCUCUUUGUUCGUUCCUCAGCUGGGGCCAGCAUCCACCUUGAUUUUUUCAGACGCCGCCGCCUCCGGGGGUUUCGCGGUGAUCUGUGGAAAUCAAUGGUUCGCGGGCCCCUGGCCACCUGAUGUUUCAGCAGCCAGAGGCGCUUUACAAUCAUCCCCGUUGCUGGAAUUCUAUCCAGUCGUAGCGGCAGCCCAGGUGUGGGGCAGCCAGUGGGCCAACUCUUCCGUGGCGUUCGUCACUGACAAUCAGACAGUGGUGGACAUUAUCACCAAGGGCAGGUCGCAGUCACCCCAGAUAAUGUCAUUUGUCCAGAUAAUGUCAUUUGUCCGUAGGCUGGUCUGGCUCUCGCUGGAGCACAACUUCCAUGUGGCAUGCAGACCAUCUGUUCAUUUGGUGAGACAUCUCCUGGUCUUCAUGUUCGCCAUAGAAGAAAUAAACAGAAGAUCUGACCUCUUACCUAAUAUCACUCUGGGAUACAAGAUCUAUGACUCCGGUGUGUUUGAACAUAAAGCUGUACAGAGUGCACUGAGUAUACUGUCAGGACAAGAAGAAGCCGUCCCUAACUACAGCUGUGAUGAGAAGAACAACGUGGUGGCUUUUAUCGGACACUUGAUGUCUUCCCCCAGUCUGUCCAUAGCGGAGAUAACUGGGAUCUAUGGCUAUCCUCAGAUCAGCUAUGGAGCGAUGGAUCCCAUCUUCAGUAACAAGCUCCUGUUUCCUUAUUUCUAUCGCACAGUCCCUGAUGGGUCCACUCAGUAUGAAGCCAUUGUCCUCCUACUGGAGAACUUUGGCUGGAGCUGGGUGGGGAUGGUGACAGUAGAUGAUGAGAGCAGCCAACGAGCCAGCAUGGAGCUCUACAAUCUGAACCAAUAUAUAAGAAGAGUUCAGUUUAUAACUUCUGGUGGAGAUUCCAUUCACCUUGAUGAGAAAGGAAACUUUCCGACAAGAUUUGAUCUGGUAAAUUAUCAGGUAUUUGCUAACCGAACCGUGGGGAAACAAACAGUGGGACAUCUCCAUGAAGACAAAGGUCAUCAUCAGUUUCUUAUAAAUGAGAGCUCAAUUAUUUGGAAAUCACAACUUCCACCGCGCUCCACCUGUAGUGAGAGUUGCCUCCAUGGAUACCGGAAAGUCCUACUGGAAGGAAAAUAUAAAUGCUGCUACUACUGUGCCCCCUGUGCAGAAGGCGAGAUCUCCAACCAGACUGAUAUGGGAACAUGCUUAGUGUGUCCUAACGAUCACUGGUCAAAUGGAAGAAGAGAUUCCUGCGUUCCAAGACCGAUUGAAUUCCUGUCUUAUGGAGACACACUGGGGUCAUCUCUAAUUAUUAUAAAUCUUACAUUUUGCCUUGUGACUAUAGUUGUGUUGGGGAUAUUUAUAAAAAAUAAAGAUUCUCCGAUUGUGAAAGCCAAUAACCAGAAUCUCAGUUUCAUACUUCUCCUCUCACUCAUCUUCUCAUUUUUAUGUCCUCUCUUAUUCAUUGGACGUCCCUCAGAUAUAUCAUGUCUCCUCCGACAAGUGGCUUUUGGAAUCAUUUUUAGCCUUGCAGUUUCUUCAGUUUUAGCUAAAACAGUGACUGUAGUCUUGGCUUUUCAAGCCAUUAAACCAAGCAGGACACUGAGGCAGUGGAUGAAGAGACACCUCUCCACAUCCUUACUUGUUAUAGGUUCAUCUGGAGAAGUUUUGAUCUGUGUCCUCUGGUUGUUUUAUUCUCCACCAUUCCCAGAUUAUAACACUGGAAUAGAGGUUGGAAAGAUAAUCUUACAAUGUAUUGAGGGAUCUGCCAUUGCUUUCUACUUGUCCAUCGGCUACAUUGGAUUUCUGGCAAUGAUGAGCUUUAUUGUAGCUUUCUUGGCCAGAAGACUUCCAGACACCUUCAAUGAGGCUCAGUACAUCACCUUCAGCAUGCUGGUGUUCUGCAGUGUGUGGAUCUCCUUCAUCCCGGCCUAUCUCAGCACCAAGGGGAAGUACAUGGUGGCUGUGGAAGUUUUUGCCAUCUCAUGUUCCAGUGCUGGACUUCUGGGCUGUAUCUUCAUUCCCAAAUGUUACAUUAUCCUACUGAGACCAGAACUCAACACAACGUCCAAUAUAAGGGUCAUAAGAAGACAUUGUACAGGGGAAUUUUGA
Bufo bufo (common toad) is the source of this 2997-nucleotide messenger RNA. RefSeq lists its product as uncharacterized. The coding region runs from base 1 to 2997 and encodes 998 amino acids. Gene Ontology annotation, biological process: G protein-coupled receptor signaling pathway. The record is from RefSeq and is a predicted model, not a curated record. Gene Ontology annotation, cellular component: membrane. Gene Ontology annotation, molecular function: G protein-coupled receptor activity. The transcript is spliced from 8 exons. NCBI's taxonomy places the organism in Eukaryota, Metazoa, Chordata, Amphibia, Anura, Bufonidae.